CCACUCUGACCCUGUGGAGGAAACGACCCCACUUCUCUUUAGUUCUUAUCCUUCGCUCUCUCUCUGUGCUGAUCCGUGACUUGUAUACUUUUUGGGGUAGCGUUGGUGGUUGUGCGGGCACACUUUUGUGCUGUGUGUGUGUGUGUGUGUGUGUAUAUGUGUGUGUUUGCGUGUGCGUGAGUCAGUAUGCCAUGUCGUCCCCUGGCUCGUCGUUUGUGCAGAUAAAGCAUGAGGACCUGCUCUUUUAUGAGAACUGUGGAGGAGGCAGCUUUGGGAGCGUCUACAGAGCCCUCUGGAUAUCCCAGGACAAGGAAGUGGCUGUGAAGAAACUUCUAAAGAUUGACAAAGAGGCGGAGAUUCUUAGUGUCUUGAGUCAUAAGAACAUCAUUCAGUUUUAUGGAGCCGUGCUGGAAUCUCCGAACUAUGGCAUUGUCACAGAAUAUGCCAGUGCAGGAUCUCUGUAUGAGUAUCUUUCCAGUGAACAGAGUGAGGAGAUGGACAUGGAGCAGGUCAUGACAUGGGCUAUACAGAUAGCCAAAGGGAUGCAUUACCUCCACGCAGAAGCUCCAGUCAAAGUCAUUCACAGAGACCUCAAAUCACGGAACGUGGUGAUGACAGCAGACAGAGUGCUGAAGAUCUGUGACUUUGGGGCGUCUAAGUUCCUGUCUCAUACCACACAUAUGACGGUGGUGGGCACUUUUCCUUGGAUGGCUCCUGAAGUCAUUCAGAGCCUGCCCGUCUCGGAGACCUGUGACACCUACUCCUAUGGCGUGGUGCUGUGGGAGUUGCUGACUCGUGAGGUUCCUUUCAAAGGUUUCGAAGGGCUGCAGGUUGCAUGGCUGGUGGUGGAAAAACAAGAGAGGCUGACUAUCCCCACCAGCUGUCCAGGAAGUUUUGCAGAGCUGAUGAGAAAAUGUUGGCAAGCAGACCCAAAGGAGCGUCCGCAGUUCAAACAGGUGCUGGUAAACCUGGAGACCAUGGGCAACGACAGCAGGCUACCGGACCAGUGUAACUCCUUCCUACAUAACAAGGACCAGUGGAGGUGUGAAAUUGAGUCGACCUUGGAGCGCCUUCGGAAGCUGGAGAGGGAGUUGUACUCUAAAGAGAAGGAGCUGGAGGAGAGGGAGACGAGGCUCAGACUGUGGGAGGAGAGGCUGAUGGAGCGGUCCAACAUGUCUCCCAGUCCGACCUCCCUACUCAUGGAGCGCUCAAACAUCUCACCAUUCUUCACACCAAUGUCCAUCGGUUCCUCCGGCUCCUUCUUCCGCUCUCAUUCUCAAGACUCCAACAGUGCAGGAGUCAGCAGUGCUGGCGUCAGCUGUCUCCUCCGCACCCUCAGCAAUGGAGACACGGAGAGGGGGAGCAGUGCGGUGCUGGAGAGGGGGAUGGGCUCGCUCGACAGCGGGAGGCUGCAUGCCGUGCUCCGAGGGUUGCAGGGGCGGUUGGGAGAGGAGGACGGGGAAGAGGAAGGAACCCUGGAGGAAAAGGGCUGGGGGCAGAGGGAAAGGGAUGACACCGGGAGCAUGGAGGGAGGAGGAAGGGUGCAGGUGACACUCAGGAGUUUCCCAGGUGGUGUAGUUGAGAGGGAGGAGAGGACUUGGGAGGAGGGGGACCGGGAGAAAGGAGGGAUGCAGAGGAGCAGAGUGACCACCAUAGUCCGAGGGUAUUCGGGUGGGUUUGGAGAGGCAGAAGGGGAGAAGGAGAAGGAGGGAGGAUGGGAGAUAGAAAAGCUGGGGGACCGGCUAGAUGAGAAAGGGAAGGAAGGAGGCAUAGAGGGAGGGAGGCUCCCGACCAUCUUCAAGGGUCUCCAUGGGAGUAUGGGGGGCUUGGGGGACAUGCUGUCCUUAGACAUGGAUGAGAUGGGGGAGAUGGAGAGACUAGGUGACAUGGACAUGAACAUGAACAUGGGCGACCUGGGAGUGAUGAAGGUCAGGAGUGAGCUUGGGGUCAGGGGUCGCAGGAGUGACAUGGGAGUCGUGCUCCAGGGAGUCAGAGGGGACCGCAGCGAGGCCAUCAGCCAAAAGAUUAGAGGUGAAGUAGGAGUCAUCGGUCGCUCGGGGGUGCAGGUGAGCAUGCGGGCCUCGUCCAAUCAGAACUCUGUGAAGAGCUGCAGCGUGCGACACGGAACCAAGAUCAACAUGGCCACUGCAGCCAUGGACAUGAUGGAGCUAGAUUGGUCCGACAGUGACUAGCACACACACACACAUGCACAGAAAACACACAUACAGAGGCCAAACUAGAGCGAUUUUGACUUGUUAGCACAUACAGUGUCUGAGCUACAGUAUGUGCAUUAGAAUCUCCAGUUUGAAAAGAGCUGGUUUACACACAUUUCUUUUGUUAAUUAUUUUUUAUUGAAUGGAUGAAUUCUAUACCCAUGUGUACUGUGAAGUAGGAAGGAGCGAAAAGACAAGAAGAGGUUGUCUUGUCAUGUUGUCAGAAUGACUUCACCUGUUUAAUUUAAUGUGUUAUUAAAACUGCUGCAUAACAUACUGUAGGAGGUACAAGUGUUACAAAAUAACACACUUGAAUGCCGCUCUAAUGAGGCAGCACUGUCUGGUUUUUUUUUUUUUCCUUCUACUUAAAAACUAUUUUGUAGUUUAGAUUUGAUUUGUUCAAAACAAGCUUUGACUUUAUCGGUUCUAACUGUGAUCUAGUGUGUGUAUUUUCGGAAUUUCUUUCUGUAUAUUUUAUCAUUUUUCAAUAAAAAGAGAAGAAACUCAA
Anarrhichthys ocellatus (wolf-eel) is the source of this 2721-nucleotide messenger RNA. RefSeq names its product mitogen-activated protein kinase kinase kinase 20-like. The record is from RefSeq and is a predicted model, not a curated record. The coding region runs from base 192 to 2192 and encodes 666 amino acids. Gene Ontology annotation, cellular component: cytoplasm. Gene Ontology annotation, molecular function: MAP kinase kinase kinase activity; ATP binding. NCBI's taxonomy places the organism in Eukaryota, Metazoa, Chordata, Actinopteri, Perciformes, Anarhichadidae. The transcript has 11 exons. Gene Ontology annotation, biological process: protein phosphorylation.